AUGCAAUUGAGCAUCAUUUUCACCGCAGUUCUUGCGGCGACCAUCUCCCCGGCUUUGGCAUUCUGGCGUCUGCCAUGUCGGGGACGUCUAGGCGUUGCCCGCCUCGAUCCGCUGGUCAAUCCCGGCGCCGUCUCUUCUCACGCACACGUUAUCCACGGUGCUGGCAACUUCGGAAAGAGUGUCACCGUCGAUGAACUGUUGGCGUCGGACUGCACUUCCUGUGCAAUCAAACAGGAUAAAUCCAUUUAUUGGACUCCAGCAGCCUACUUCAGACACCCCAAUGGAGACACAGAGCUGGUUCCCCAAGUUGGGGGCAUGCUUGUCUACUAUCUGCAACGCGGGGAGAACGUGCAGGCCUUCCCAAAAGGUUUCCGUAUGCUGGCCGGAGACCCUUUCCAACGCAAUUUUACCUGGCCAGUUCCGGACCCCCCCAAGUCAUCCUGGAGUGGUCCUGAAACAUCGCAGUUUGCCCUCUCCCAAAAAGCCAUUGGGUUUAACUGCCUGAACUACCAAGCGACGCCAGAGCCUACCCUCUUCCGUCACACUCUGCCGAAAAAGAGUGAAAUCGACGCCAAUUGCCCUGAUGGCCUCCGCAUGGAGAUGAUGUUCCCAUCCUGCUGGAACGGCAAGGAUCUCGACAGUCCAGACCAUAAAUCCCACAUGGCCUACCCCAAUCUGGUCGAAGACGGUGUCUGCCCCAAGGGCUUUGAGACCCGCGUCGUAUCUCUCCUUUUCGAGACCAUCUGGGACACCGCCAAAUUCAAGGGCGUUGAGGGUGAAUUCGUUCUCGCCAACGGCGACCCUCAGGGAACCCCCGGGCAAUUCUUCGCCCCAGAAGAGUACGGAAAUGCCACCCCCAUCUCCACGAGCACGUACACCGAGGGCAACGUCGUUUACGAGCUUGUCAUCAUGGAAGAGAAGGUUACGACUACUAUUGAACUUCCUGCCGGUGCCACACCGCCUGCUGGAGCCAAGGCUGUUCGAAAGGUCCACAAGCGUCAUGGGCACGGACAUUUGCAUUAG
Messenger RNA from Histoplasma capsulatum G186AR, 1023 nucleotides. Its product is annotated as WSC domain-containing protein. Bases 1 to 1023 code for a protein of 340 amino acids. The record is from RefSeq and is a predicted model, not a curated record. NCBI's taxonomy places the organism in Eukaryota, Fungi, Ascomycota, Eurotiomycetes, Onygenales, Ajellomycetaceae. The transcript has 4 exons.